Molecule: messenger RNA, 1671 nt
Organism: Gastrolobium bilobum
Lineage: Eukaryota; Viridiplantae; Streptophyta; Magnoliopsida; Fabales; Fabaceae
Exons: 2
Coding region: 142-1425 (427 amino acids)
Source: RefSeq, a predicted model, not a curated record
CAAAACCCUUUUAUUUCACUUCCUUCCUCUGUGUCUUCUAACCCGUUUCAACGAAUCUCGAUCUUCAAUUGAUCGAGAAAUUGAAAGGAUAUUCCGAGCUAAGAGAAGAGAGCAACAAGGUUUAGCAGCAAAAUAGAUAGAAUGGCUGAAGGAGCUGGGAAUGGUGCCAAUGGUGGUAACAAUUUUGUUGCUAUGGCAGAUGACCGAGAGAGGACAAUAACAGAGUAUGCUUUUGAGCAAAUGCUACAUGGGCUGAAUCCCAGUAUAGUAAGGCCAGAAAUCCAGGCACCACAGUUUGAGUUUAAACCUGUCAUGUUCGAAAUGCUCAAAAUCAUUGGGCAUUUCAGUGGUAUGUCAACAGAAGAACCUCAUCUUCAUCUUAGACUUUUUAUGGAGGUGAGUGAUUCUUUUAAGCUACCUGGAGUGACAGAAGAAGCUUUGAGAUUGAAGCUAUUCCCUUACUCGCUGCGGGAUAAAGCUAGAGCGUGGUUGUAUUAUCUACCUCCAUACUCUAUAACCACAUGGAAUGACUUGGUAGAGAAAUUCUUAGAGAAGUACUUUCCUUUCAUGAAGUAUGCCGAGCUCAGAAAUGAUGUUAUGCAUUUUCAGCAGUUGGAGGGUGAAUCUUUAUACGAGGCUUGGGAAAGAUUUAAAAAGCUUUUGGUUAAGUGUCCUCCUCAUGGACUUUCUCACAGCUGUCAAACUGCGACUUUCUAUUAUGGUCUAAAUUGGCAAACACAAUCCUUAGUAGAUGCUGCUGGCAAUGGUGAUAUCAUGACUAAAACUUACAAUGAGGCCUAUAAGAUUUUGGAGAGAAUGCCAAAUAACAAUUACGAAUGGCCGGCUGAAAGAGCAGCCACAACAAGGAUUGUAGAAGGGGUUCAUGAAUUGGAUGCAAUAACAGCUUUGACUGCACAAGUGUCCUCUUUAACUAGUGUGCUGAAGUCAAUGAACUUAGCUGAUGGAGUAAAGGCUCAACAAAAUGGAGUAGCCUCUUGCACAUUUUGCGGUGGAGAAAAUCUUUUUGACAGUUGCCCAUCUAACCCACAAUCUGCUUGUUAUGUUGGGAACUUCAACAGAGGCACCAAUCAGCACGCCAACACAUACAAUCCAAAUUGGAGGCAACACCCAGAGUUCUCUUGGAAUGCACAAGGGCAGAAUGCAGGUCCUUCCUCAGUCCCAACCCAACCACAAUAUCCUCCAGGAUUUCCACAGCAAGACAAACCCGAGCCCGUGGAACCAUCUUCAUCAAUUGAGAGUUUGUUAAAGGAAUAUAUGUCCAUUAUUCAAAACCAGUCAGCAAUGAUUCAGAGCCUAGUAGCUUCGUUGAGGAAUUUGGAGAUUCAAAUGGAUCAGCUAGCUAGUGAUUUGAGCAACCAACCUCAAGGUUCAUUGCCAAGUGAAACCGAGAUCACGUAUAUAUAGGAAGGAUUAAAAUAAUGUGGGCCCAGCCUUUGCUGACUCAGCAAAUCAGUUUCAACAGAAUGGCGUGGGAAGGGAGGUUGAGAUGGUUAAAUAGCAAGGAAGGAGAAGAGUGAGGGUAUCUGGAAUCUUUGAGAAUUGCUUGGGCCCUUUUUGGGAUUGGGAGAGAGUGGAACCUCUCAUAUGUGUUCCACACUAUCUUACUUUUUCCUGCAUUGUGAUUUCCUUAGUGUCACUGUAAUUUCAUAU